Messenger RNA from Oncorhynchus kisutch (coho salmon), 2482 nucleotides. RefSeq names its product tropomyosin alpha-1 chain. Bases 125 to 979 code for a protein of 284 amino acids. The transcript has 9 exons. NCBI's taxonomy places the organism in Eukaryota, Metazoa, Chordata, Actinopteri, Salmoniformes, Salmonidae. The record is from RefSeq and is a predicted model, not a curated record.
UGAAAAGGCACAUUCAAGAAGAGCUUGCACUCCAGCGCAACGUUCAGUGAAGCACAGACGCACAGUCUCUCUCCUCGGGUCUCUUUCGAAACAUUUGGUGGAGCCAAACAAAAAAUAAGCAGCCAUGGAUGCCAUCAAGAAGAAGAUGCAGAUGCUCAAGCUCGACAAGGAGAAUGCCUUGGACAGAGCUGAGGGAGCCGAGGGAGACAAGAAGGCAGCAGAGGACAAGAGCAAACAGCUCGAGGAUGACUUGGUAGCUCUGCAGAAGAAGCUGAAGGGAACAGAGGAUGAGUUGGACAAGUACUCCGAGUCUCUUAAGGAUGCCCAGGAGAAACUUGAGGUGGCUGAGAAGACAGCCACGGACGCUGAGGCCGAUGUCGCUUCCCUUAACAGACGUAUCCAGCUGGUUGAGGAGGAGUUGGAUCGUGCUCAGGAGCGUCUGGCAACUGCCCUGACCAAGCUGGAGGAGGCUGAGAAGGCGGCUGACGAGUCCGAGAGAGGCAUGAAGGUCAUUGAGAACAGGGCCUCCAAGGAUGAGGAGAAGAUGGAGCUGCAGGAUAUCCAGCUGAAGGAGGCCAAGCACAUCGCUGAGGAGGCUGACCGCAAAUACGAGGAGGUUGCCCGUAAGCUGGUCAUCAUUGAGAGUGAUCUGGAACGUACAGAAGAGCGCGCCGAGCUUUCAGAAGGCAAAUGCUCUGAGCUUGAGGAAGAGUUGAAAACUGUGACCAACAACCUGAAGUCACUGGAGGCCCAGGCUGAGAAGUACUCACAGAAGGAGGACAAGUACGAGGAGGAGAUCAAGGUCCUCACUGACAAGCUGAAGGAGGCUGAGACUCGUGCUGAGUUCGCUGAGAGAUCAGUAGCCAAACUUGAGAAGACCAUCGACGACUUGGAAGAGAAACUGGCACAUGCUAAAGAAGAGAACCUCGAUAUGCACCAGAUGCUGGACCAGACUCUAAUGGAACUAAAUAACAUGUGAAAGCCUGGUUUACCCACUAUGGUUUGGGCUUUCUGUAUUUGUACCUCGCAUGCCAUGAACCCUCCUUCCAUUCCAUGCCCAUGUUGAGGAACACAAACCGAUGCUUUUCCUUUUACACCAUCCUGCUUUCAGUGGAACUCAACAAGGAAGGUACAGCAUUUCCUUAAUGAAACCCAGAAUGAGAAACACUUCUAUUUUUGCCAGCUGAAUGUAUAAUGUCAGCAUUUUGUAAUCAUUGAGUUUAGUUUAUUUUUGACAAGUUAUCAGGUGAAAUUACGUGCCAUUUGCUACGAAGGUUAUUUUUAUCUGCAUUUUAUAGAUUGAAGGGGAUGACUCUGGCACCCCAUUUCACCCUGGUUAUGCACAUACCUUACAUUUCAAUCAAAGACAAAGUGGAAUAAUGUUUCACUUAAUUCAACUUCAACGUACAUACAGAAUUAGUAGUGUAGGAGAACAUGAUUUUAGUUUUUGAAGACUUUUGUAUUAAACUUUCCCCAAGUAAGUAUACAUUGGAUAAGCCUGUUCACAUGUAUAUUGGUGCUGUGUUAGGGGGUUGUUCCACCAAUUCGGUGCCUUAAUGAGAAGUGUUUCUUGAUGUCACCUAAUUUAAACAUUCUGUGAUCAAGAGCACAUUCAUGUUCAACGUUUUCCCAUCUCAAGACGUGGAAAAAAUACUAUAGUAAGUGUCAAAUAAAGUAACGGUUGGUCAGACUGUAAUCUUAAAUCCCCUUGUGACAUGGGGAAUAGAAGUUUGUGUGCAACGGAGUGGUAAUUGAAGCCUGUAUCUAUGGGUAACAGAGUUGACAUGUUAUGCUCGACCCACUCUGUUUUCUGAUUUGACUAUUCGAUACAUUUUUCAAAAGAAACAUUGUUUUCGAAAGGAAUAGUUUCAAAGAAACAAAAUGAUGAACUGUAAAGACAUUUUAGGGUUAAAUGGGGUCAAAUCUUCCUAGAGGAUUUUGCCACUUUAGCAAGUAUUUAUUCUAUAAAAAAAAUCUGAUUUAUUGAAUUCUCCAUGUUUAUAUUAAAUGGCACUUCCUUUUAAUAUAAACUGCUUUUCAAAUUCAGUAUUGGUGCACAAUUUCUACUUAAUAUAUCAGAGGGAUGCAAAAAGCACUUUUUGUGGAAAAACCCUAGGACAUUUUAGGAAAGGCCAAAAUUAAUUUUGUUAUUUUUUUUGGCCUAUAUCAAUCCAUGGCUAGAAAGGGAUCUACUUGUACUUCUGGAGUGUAUUUUGUUUUUCUUUUCAUCCUUAAACUCAUUACAAAAUCUCUAUGGCAACAUUCUUGCUAAAUGCAUUCCUGUUUUUUUUUUUUUUUGUUUAAACCAUGGUUCGGAACAACAAUUUUGUAUUGUCUAGAAAUUUGAUUUGAAUCAUGUGGGUCUGCCUCACUUUUACUAUUGUUUUAUGAAAUUAGAUGUUUUAAAUGUAUAUCAUCUGACAUGUAAAAAUAAAUAAAAUUGUGAAUAUAAAUAAAAUUGCACAGUUUGAGAUUUUCUAAA